CACAAACGAUGUAUGUCCGGUGUAACGACUCAGCGCGCUGAAUUCAACAAACUAUCGGCUUUCUGACAACAUUGAGGACCGACGCUAGUUUCUUUUACUGGAAUGGAGGGUGACAGAAUGGAGGUGGGAAACCAGAAAGAAAACAUCAACGUGGAGGUCCAUGUUAAAUCUCACAGCACAGCUAAACUGUCUGAGGUGAGGAUGCAUGUUCUGGCUCUGCUGAAUCGCCACAGCAUGGUUUUUGGAAACUACAGAUGGACAGAGUUUGAUGAAGACUUUCUCCAAAAUCAUGUGCAGUCUGUUGCUAUAGUUGAUCUAGAGGAAAUGGUAACACAGCCCCUUGAUUUGAAAAGCUGCUCCGUCUCCGUUCACAUCUUCACUCUGAAUGAGGAUGGACCCAGCACGCUCAGUUUGGAAGAUGAUGAGGAGCUUUCAGCAGCAAAUCACUGGUUGUUGCCAGCAGCUGAAUUCCAUGGGAUUUGGGAGAGUCUGGUAUAUGAGAGUGGAGUCAAAAGCCAGCUCCUGGAUUAUGUCACAACCACAAUUUACUUCUCAGACAAAAAUGUCGACAGCAACCUGAUUUCAUGGAACCGUGUUGUGCUGCUUCAUGGACCCCCGGGCACAGGGAAAACGUCACUGUGCAAAGCUCUUGCCCAGAAGCUGUCAAUCAGACUGUCGAGUCGGUAUUCUUAUGGCCAAUUUGUUGAGAUUAACAGCCACAGCUUGUUCUCAAAGUGGUUCUCAGAGAGUGGCAAGCUGGUCACGAAGAUGUUUCAAAAGAUCCAACAGCUGAUUGAUGACAAAGACGCUCUUGUGUUUGUUCUGAUUGACGAGGUGGAGAGUCUGACAGCAGCUAGAAAUGCCUGCCAGGCGGGAACAGAGCCUUCUGACGCCAUUCGAGUGGUCAACUCUGUUCUCACUCAACUGGAUCAGAUCAAACGACAUUCAAACGUUGUGAUCCUGACGACCUCCAAUGUGACGGAAAAGAUUGACUUGGCAUUUGUGGACAGAGCUGACAUCAAGCAGUACAUUGGACCCCCGUCUGAGAAGGGCAUCUACAACAUCUACCUCUCCUGCCUCGAGGAGCUGAUGAAGUGCCAGAUCAUCUACCCCCGGCAGCAGCUGUUUACCAUGUUUGAGCUCAAGACAAUGGGGUUUGCUAAGAGUGAGGUGUCUGAACACAGUCUGAACCUGAGGAACAUCGCUCUGAAAAGCAAAGGUUUGAGUGGAAGAGCACUCAGGAAGUUACCAUUUCUAGCGCAUGCACUGUUUGUGAAGUCACCGACAGUGACACUUGAGAGGUUUCUGGAGGCUAUGGACCAAGCGGUGGAUAAACAGAAGGAGGAAAAAGCUAACCUGGUCAACGGUGUCUGAACUUAUUACAAAGCCCAAAGGCUGACGCAUGAUUGUUCAUGAGCUCUCAGUCCCUGUUUGUUUGUAGUUUGGAAAACUACAACCCUUACAUCUUUUUUAUAAAGCAUAAUGAAUUAAUUUGGCUGCACUACGUUAAAUAUAUUAUUGGCAAGUAACAUUGUUUUAACAAGUGCUAUCUAUAAUAUCAAAGUCUUUAUUCAGGUAAUAUUGUUGGUGCUACUACCUUACAAGACCAAGUCCAUGUCAGUUUCGGUAAAGGUAACUUGGUGUACCUGAUGCUUGAAUUUUCUAUGUGCUAUUAACUGUUUACUCUUUUCUCAUCUUUAAAGUGUUUGAUAUUUUUAUGUAACAUGCAGCUUUAACCUCAAUAGUGCCAUCUUGUUUUUGGUUCCCAUGUUAAAGGGAUAGUUUGGAUAUUUAUUGGCAUUAAUUAGUUUCUUCAUAGUGACAUUGGUGCACAGACAUUAGCUCAGUCUGUGGAUAGUUUUUUUUUUUUUUUUUUUUGGAGAUAUCCCAUUGAAAUGGCAGCUUGACACACAAAGGACAAAGCAGUUCCGUAAUGGUGGACAGUGAAACAUCAGAAAUACAGAAAGGCAAAUGCAAUUUGUUGUGGAAGGUUAAAAUUUUUGAGUCCUUUGUUGUUGAUUAAAGUUUUUUCUUUUUUCCAUUAACCUGCCUCCAUAGCAACUGCUUAUUUCUGUCUGAAAGGCUGCAGGCUCGCAGAGAUAUCUCCACGUGUCUAUAGAACGAGCUAAUGUACAGCACACCAUCUUAUGUCAAAAAAUUUGAACUGUCUCCUUAACAUGCAUGUUUUUGUACUCUGUUCAUGUUUUUUUUUUGUUUUUUUUAAAAAGGGCCAUUUCUCUUAAUUCAUUAGUUCAAAGAAAAUGUUUGUUUAUUUCAUUGUCGGUUCUAUAUUUAUGCUAACAACCAAUCCUCUUUAAACUCGGGGUUCAUG
Molecule: messenger RNA, 2332 nt
Organism: Seriola dumerili (greater amberjack)
Lineage: Eukaryota; Metazoa; Chordata; Actinopteri; Carangiformes; Carangidae
Gene: trip13
Product: thyroid hormone receptor interactor 13
Exons: 14
Coding region: 103-1374 (423 amino acids)
Biological process (GO): reciprocal meiotic recombination; meiotic recombination checkpoint signaling
Cellular component (GO): chromosome; nucleus
Molecular function (GO): ATP hydrolysis activity; ATP binding
Source: RefSeq, a predicted model, not a curated record